AUGAAAAGUGCGCCUCUGUAUGUGGAAGCUCGAGACAUCUUUUACAAUGCUGAGGACGUUAUUGACGAUUUCAAGUGUGAAGCUCUCUCCAAACAGGACGCCAUCAAUCAUCCCAACAUCAACAACUUAAAGGUGCGAGUUUUAGGUUCCUGUUGUUUGCCUCUUUCGUUCUCUUUAAAAAUAGCUCAUAAAAUCAAAGCCAUCAAUCGGAGGCUAGGCGAACUUGCCACUGAAUGGAACAGCUUUGAUCUAAGACAGCGUAACGACAACCGACAUGUUUUUCGCAGAGAGACUAUCUCUUUUGUGGAUUCUUCUGAUGUUAUUGGUAGAGAUGAGGAUAAAGAGAACAUUAUUAGUAUGUUGAUGGAACCAAGUGAGGAACGAAGUGUCCCUGUCAUUCCCAUUGUUGGACUUGGGGGUUUAGGGAAAACCACGCUCGCGCAAUUGGUAUACAAUGACGAUCGAGUUACAAGCCUUUUUCCUUUGAAGAUAUGGAUUUGUGUUUCUGAGGAAUUUGAUCUCUCUAGAUUGCUCAAGCUGAUUAUUCAGUCUGUAAAUAAAGAAGAAAGAUGUGACGAUUUAACACUUGAAGCCUUGCAAGCUUGUUUGAGAAGCUUUUUGAACCAUAAGUUCUUGCUGGUCCUGGAUGAUGUGUGGAAUGAAAAUCAAGCAAAAUGGGUUGAAUUAAGAAAUUUGUUGAGAUCAACGAAUGGAUUGUCUCAAAGCAAAAUCAUUGUCACCACUAGGAGUUGGAAAGCUGCUUCGAUAAUGAGUUCAAUUCCCUCUUAUGAAUUGAAAGGUCUCCUUCUUGAAGAUUGUUUGGCUUUAUUUACAAAAUGGGCUUUUAAUGAUGGUGAUGAGAGAAAAUAUCCAAAUCUCGUUAGAAUUGGGGAGGAGAUUGUGAAAAAAUGUAAAGGGGUUCCUUUGGCAAAGGAUAAUGAUAUUUUUCCAGUGUUGAAGUUGAGUUACAAUUAUUUGCCAUCUCAUUUGCAACGAUGCUUUGCUCUUUUGUCCUUGCACAAAAAGGAUGAGAUCUAUUACAGUGUCAAAAUCAUCCAUCUUUGGAUGGCAAAUGGACUCCUUGAGCAUCCAAAGCAAAAUCAAGAGUGGGAGGAUGUUGGCAAACGAUAUUUGAAUGAAUUACUGUUAAGGUGCCUCAUCCAAGAGGAGAGGGAUUUUGGCUUCUAUUUUACCUUCAAAAUGCAUGAUCUGGUACAUGAUCUUGCAUUAGAUGUGUCUCAAAAAGAGUGUAAAACAGUGAAUUCGGAAACAGAAACGGUUGAUGAAAAUGUUCGACAUUUAUUAUUAUGUGAUGAGAAGUUGGUUGAAGUUCCACGUGUUUUGGAGGAAAUGAAAAAUGCUCGAACAGUAAUCAUCCAAUAUGCUUCAAAGAGAUCAAAGAUUGUUGAUAAAUCUCUUAUAAAUCUUUGUGUCUCCAAUUUCAAGUAUCUACGAUCAUUAGAAUUAAGGAACUCACCAUUGACGGCUUUACCGAAUUCCAUUGGUACCUUAAAGCACUUACGAGAGCUUGACUUGGGCGGAUGUAGGAGAAUACGUGAACUCCCGAGGUCUUUCGAUAAGCUUCGCAGCUUGCAAUCGUUAUUUUUAGAAUAUACUGGUUUGAAGCAGUUGCCUGACAGCGUGCAAAGGUUGAUUGAGCUUAGACAUCUAGUAAUAACCAUUAAAGCUACGCAUUUAAAAGAAAUACGAGCAGGAUGUUGGACUUCUCUUCAAUACUUGGUAUUGUAUGAGUGUUCCAAAUUACAAUGUUUACCUGAAGGAAUGCAGUAUCUGAAGUCACUUCGGACACUUGUCCUGAAUUACUGUGAUUGUCUUGUCUCAUUGCCACGGAGCAUGAAAUUCCUAACCAAGUUAGAACACGUUCGUAUAAAAUUUUGCAUGAGCAUGAAUUUGAAAAUGGAAGCAGAAGAGGAAGAAGACAAACACCUUCAGUUGAGCCUUAAAACUCUCUCACUCGAUUAUUUAUAUGCCUUAACAGAUUUGCCACGAUUGCUUCUUCAGGGAUCUUCUUCCACUUUGCAGCAAUUACAAAUUAGUCGGUGUCCAAAUUUGUCCGUUCUGCCAGCGUGGCUACUGAAUCUCACUUCUCUUCAUGAACUUGAGAUUGUUAAAUGCGAAAAUUUGUUAGCUCUACCGGAGGGAAUAGACCGCCUCACCAACCUUAAAGAAUUGACAAUUGAUGAAUGUCUGGAGUUGAGCAAAAGAUAUAGAGAAAAUGGGGGUGAAGAUUGGCACAAAAUUGCUUACAUCCAAAAGGUUGUUAUUAAGGAUGAAGAUUGA
Messenger RNA from Gossypium arboreum, 2301 nucleotides. RefSeq names its product putative disease resistance protein RGA4. NCBI's taxonomy places the organism in Eukaryota, Viridiplantae, Streptophyta, Magnoliopsida, Malvales, Malvaceae. Gene Ontology annotation, molecular function: ADP binding; protein binding. Gene Ontology annotation, biological process: defense response to fungus. The record is from RefSeq and is a predicted model, not a curated record. Bases 1 to 2301 code for a protein of 766 amino acids. The transcript has 2 exons.